This is a messenger RNA of Odontomachus brunneus, 2576 nucleotides long. RefSeq lists its product as uncharacterized. The record is from RefSeq and is a predicted model, not a curated record. The transcript has 8 exons. Lineage: Eukaryota; Metazoa; Arthropoda; Insecta; Hymenoptera; Formicidae. Gene Ontology annotation, cellular component: dendrite; axon; membrane. Gene Ontology annotation, biological process: sensory perception of taste. Bases 559 to 2007 code for a protein of 482 amino acids.
UGCUCGCGUUAAGACGAGAGCCAUGCGCGUGUUUGUACAACGAAUUACCCCUUUUCUCUGCAGGAACUUGACUCUGCCGACACGAUAUAUCCUUCCAAUGACCAUUGCGAGUCGUCUGCAGCGCGCGUCCGCUUGUCGUAAUAAUCACUUAUGGGCACGCGCGCGCUUCUCAGCCACUCGACAAAGGAUAGACGACUGUCGACGUGCUCCUAUAAAACAAAUGAGGAGUGCAGUGAAGUACAAUAGUGAGCGUUACAUCGCUGUCUGAUUCGACGUGACUGUCGACUACUGCGGAACAACUUCAUAAAACUCGACACGAAGAUUUACGAGGAACUAUCCGUGGGAAAGAAAAGAAUUAUUUGAGCUUCCUGCGAUCUUCGAUGAUCUUCUUGAUUGGUUAUCUUAAGAAAGAAUUAUUAUUCGUGAAUGAGUUCUGCGGCAGUUAAUCUAUCGACCAUGCCUGCUGAUUUCUUACUUCGUGUAUCUCGUCACGCCAGCGGCUAAUCGAGGAUCGCGAGUGCAUUUUCGUGCAAAGAAAAAAAGGAAAGGCUGUUCGAGAUGAAACUACUGUCGGCUACCCCGAAACACCUGUCCGACGCGAUGGCGUCGCUGACGAGUCUGAAGUAUCUGUUAGGACUUCGUGCUUUUCAGUAUCCUCGAGGAAAAUCAGGCACCGUGCUCAGCCUGAUCUAUCUCCUGAUCCUAUUCUGCAUUUUCUGCGUGGCUGCAAACGAGCAGCAUAAAUUCUACGCGCACAUCAAGCUGUUAAAGCUGGAAUAUGUCUUGUACCAAUUAAUGGUGUACGUGAAAGCUUUCUUCGUCACGUGUGAAAUGGUCCUUAGUUGGUUCUACACGAAGAGACUCAACGACUGCUAUAGAAAAAUCGCCCAAGUCGACGAGACAUUGCGACAACUUGGAUCAAUGUUUAGCUACAGAGAAAUAUAUUUCUUGACGAUCGGCAUUAUAAUCAUCUGGUUCUUAUACAACGGCAUCUUAAGCAUCGUGCUGAUUUUGCAAUUAUGCGUGGAUACAGAAACUACGAGUUGGCUAAUGAUGGAUCAGAUAUAUGGAAUAAACAUCAGUUUUAUCGUCGUCUUGGAAUUCACAAUAUUCGUGAAAUGUCUGCAAAUGAAAUUCAAAUUAGUUAAUGAACUCCUGAGCGAAGGCGCGGCUUUGUCAACGACGGAAGGAAUGAAACUGGGUCUCUUUGCUGCAGAGGAUUACGCUAAUAUGAUGGACGCCAAGCAGCACAAGCACAUUCUUUCUAUAAAGGUGUUGUCGCAGGUGAAUCGGCAGCUGCAGUCCCGAAUACGAAGUUCUAUAUUGAAAAAACGUAAUGCUGUGAAAUCGCGCACUCAGUCUCGCCUUCCGUCUCAACUCCAAAAGCAGUUCCAGAUGGAACUUCAGAGUCAAUCCGGAAGCCAAACCGGGGAUAACUCGAUCCGGAGAUCCGUUAUAAACGCAGGAUGCCAACAACGCCGACACUUGUUGCAAACGAUCAAACAGGUACAUCUGGAAUUGUGCAGAGUAUCAAAAACGUUGUGCAGCAACUUCGGCAUGCAAAUCGCUUCGGAAAUCGCAAUAUCCAUUAUGUACAUCACUGGAAGUUUAUAUAAUUUGUACAUCCAUUUCAUGCAACAGAAAACCAACUAUAACAACAGCUUCUUGGAUGAAGCAUCUGUUGUAAUCACGAUGGGGAUAAUUGAAGUUGUAAAGAUCAUUUUUAUAACUCGUGUUUGUAAGAAUGCGACCAACGAGGGAAAGAAAACUACCGAGAUCAUUCACGCGAUUUACAAGUUCUGCGAGGAUAUCGAAAUACAAGAAGAGAUUCAACAGUUUGGUCUUCAAAUAUCGCAGAGCCCGGUGAAUUUUUUCGCGUUUGGUAUCUCCUUGAAUUACCAAGUGCUAAGCACGUGCUUGAAAACUGUCACGACUUACUUGGUUAUCAUGAUACAGGUGAGCAAUUCGCUGGAGUCGAGUAAAAACAUUCGAGAGACUAAUUACUAGAAGUAAUUAGAGAUAACAAGUAACUAUAUAUUAUAGGAUUUCUCCGUGUAUAAAAAAUCAAUAAUAUAUAUAUAUAUAUAUAUAUAUAUAUAUAUAUAUAUAUAUAUAUGUAUGUAUGUAUACAAACAUAUAUCUUUGUAAAAUAGAAACCAUAAAGUAGCGACGCGGUAAUUCGAAAAACAGGAAGUAAAUCAUUUCGCAGCUUUUCUCGUCCAAUUUUGCAAUUAAAAAUUCGAGUAAGGCAGUUCUCAAUGUAGCUUUAGCUCAAUCCUUUGAUUGUUCAUUACGACAUUAACUGUGGCAGGAGCUGUCAGCUGUGAACGUGUUACACGAUUGUAUAAACGUGUAUUCAAAAAGUACAUGUUAUUACAUAACGUAUGUAUUCAUUUCAUCUUGAUCUUUACCAUUCAUUACCCUUUAUUGCUACAACGUUCGUACCGUUAUCAAGAUCCAUAAUGGAAUGUACAACCCCUCAAACUCUACAAUACUUGCUCACGAAUUAUAAUGUUACUACCGAAUUACGCGAUAAUUACACGUUGUGUAAUUACAAUGUUACUCAAUCCAUGAAA